CCUCAACCAACCAACCACUCAACCAAAUACUACAUCAAUCGAAGAUGUCUGCUUUCCAUCGAACAAUACAGACCGAUCAGGUCCCUCCCAACCGGCGCUAUAUUAAUAGCUUUCGAUUUGAUUUGUAUGAUAUAAUCAGGAAUGACCCAACUCUUAUUGGGAAGCUGCAAAUUGCAGCUCGAAAGUCCGGAUUGUGAGAUGUCACAGAAAUCCGAACCAACAGACCCGACGACAUAUAUGGUUACUGAUCUUUGGCUGCCACACUAUCCAAGAGCUAGCUGGCACGGAUCUGGCUCUACAACACUGGGUUGAUAAAGAGCUACGCCACCUUAAGAUCCUUCUUGAGAACUACCGAAUAAAUAGAAUCCCUCCAACAGGAAAUGAAUUCCUCGAGAGAUUGCGUGGUUGUGACUACACAGCAUGGACUAUACAGCUGAUGGACGAGGUGGUGUUGGUCAACUCGCAGCCAAAGAAUUGACACAAGAACCCAAGGGAACUGAAUAAGGGAUGUUGCGGGGUUAGAAGAGGCAAAAGACUGUAAUUAGGUUCACGAUCAAUAAAACAAUAAACCAAGUCCCUC
Messenger RNA from Ilyonectria robusta, 580 nucleotides. RefSeq lists its product as uncharacterized. The coding region runs from base 142 to 312 and encodes 56 amino acids. The record is from RefSeq and is a predicted model, not a curated record. The transcript is spliced from 2 exons. Lineage: Eukaryota; Fungi; Ascomycota; Sordariomycetes; Hypocreales; Nectriaceae.